AUGUAUCGUUUACUUUCAAUUAGACUUUUCAUGACUUUUGUGAUUGUUGGUGUUGCUUCUGCAUCUUCUGAUGGCAAUGGAGAAAGCCCAGCCGAAAAUUUAAAAGAUCGCAGCGAUGGCGGAGGGAACCUCUCACCUAUCGAUAUGUAUAGAAGCCUCUUUGAGAAACACCGUGUGAUGCAGCUUGAUGCUGUCAAAUCUAUCCAGACAUUUGGGGAUUAUGCUCAGCGUCACCAACUUGUCAAAAUCAUGAUCCAACAGUUGUUUAAGGUUCUAGGUGAGGGUAAGGUGAACCUGACAGAAUGGGGAUACAUGCCUGGAGACCCAUUUCCUGUGAAUACAACAAUAAGAGACAGUAUGUCCAAGGUGCUGGAAAAUGUAGCCAUGUUUGGUGACCUGGUUCUUCGUCUGCCAGAUAUCACACACGAGAUUUUCGAUAAGAAUAAAGAAUGGCAUCUAAUUCUAGGCUGGGGUGUGUGGUUCUGCAAUGAAUCUAAAAUCUUCCAAGGAAAUAGUGCAAAACUUCUCUCGCUGAUGGCUCAAGAAGUCAAUCUGAUUCCUAAGGAAGAGAAUUAUGUGAACCCUUUCAAGAAUGAAAACAUGAUGAAAGAGCAGAUGAGGUUCAAAGACAGCAAACCAAAAAGUAAAGCAAAGAAAAAGAAGGAAAGAAAAAAGGGACCACGCCUCAGUGGAGGAGGCCAACAUACUGAACUGUGA
This is a messenger RNA of Ylistrum balloti, 717 nucleotides long. RefSeq names its product coiled-coil domain-containing protein 134-like. Lineage: Eukaryota; Metazoa; Mollusca; Bivalvia; Pectinida; Pectinidae. The coding region runs from base 1 to 717 and encodes 238 amino acids. The transcript is spliced from 6 exons. The record is from RefSeq and is a predicted model, not a curated record.